Messenger RNA from Bufo bufo (common toad), 2183 nucleotides. Its product is annotated as large neutral amino acids transporter small subunit 4-like. Gene Ontology annotation, biological process: neutral amino acid transport. Lineage: Eukaryota; Metazoa; Chordata; Amphibia; Anura; Bufonidae. Gene Ontology annotation, molecular function: L-amino acid transmembrane transporter activity; neutral L-amino acid transmembrane transporter activity. The transcript is spliced from 14 exons. The coding region runs from base 225 to 1862 and encodes 545 amino acids. The record is from RefSeq and is a predicted model, not a curated record.
CCCCGACCGGGUCUACGUGUCUGCAAUACAAGGAGCAGAACUAUAUACCGCCUGCAAUACAAGGAGCAGGAUUAUAUACCGCCUGCAAUACAAGGAGCAGGAUUAUAUACCGCCUGUGAUAUACCGCCUGCAAUACAAGGAGCAGGAUUAUAUACCGCCUGUGACAGACGGCCAGAAGUCCUGCCGUAUACUGCACUUUUCCCAUCUUCUCUGCCUGCUGAAUUAUGGGGCGAAUCAUGAGGCGGUGGAUACUGAGCUCAGCUCUAGUGGAAACGCUCUUAUUUUCGGGGUGUCUUCUUGGCUGGAAUUCGCUGAGCCCCAUCCUGAUAGAUGUGGGGGUGCUGUCUCAGGACUGUCACUCAGAUCUGGAGCGGUCAGAAGAGCGGAGUAACGAUACUGGACGUGCAGAGGCGGUGUCUUCCAUGGCGGAGUUAAUAUUGGGGUCCAGGAGCAAUAAACCCCAAGAUCCCUGCACAUCUCAAGAGCAAAGCCUCACCUUAGGGUUCACAGUGGGGACAUUCUUCAUCUGGGGGGCCUUUCUGCCCCUCCAGCUGCUUUUGGGAUACGUCCACAUCAGGUCACUGCGCCAGAUUGGAGGAGCCCUGGUGUCCGUCUCCUGCCUGAUGCUCGUGUACUGCCUUGUUAAGCCACAAACCCUGUCCCUGUUCCUGCCGUUUGCACUGAUCGCGCAGGGCCUCGGAGGAAGCUGUGUCCUCUUCUCCUCUCUCAUGCUCCCACAUAUCUUGGAGGACGUUGGGCCUCUCUUCCCUUCCCUGGUGAUUGCAAGCUUCUCAGCCUCAGCGACAAUCUUCACCAUCAUUAAGGUCAUUUAUUUUUCGGGGAUCCCCAUUGUCCCCAUAAUUUUAGGAUACGGGACCAUGUCCUGUGCGAUGGUCCUGAACAGUACUCUUUGCUGGUGCCUCAGCCCACCUAGAGAGAAAGAGGACACCAUGUACAGUGUCAGUCUGCGGCUGAACUGCUACGAGGCCAUGAACAAGAAGAAGCCCCAGGAGGAUGAGUGGUGCCAGAAGUCUCUGAAACACAAGUUCCAGAACUCUCUAAAGGACAGAGAAAGAAUCCUGAGCUUCAGGAGGACGCUGAGCUUCAAGAGGCCGGACGCUCCUGCCCAGUCACCUCUGCUGGAAAGUCUCGUCAGCCCCACGUUCCUGCUCCAUCUGCUGUCCGACUCCACGCUGCUCACCUGGAUCUACUUCUACGUCUCUUCGGUGAACUCCCAUCUUCAGAGUCAGGAGGAGGGUCGCUGGAGUCAGUCAGAUGUCUACUCCUCAGUAUUUGGGGCUCUGCAGAUGCUCGGCCUGUUUGCUGCGCCGGUGAUCUCCAUCUUACUCCAUAACCACCGACUCCGAAAAAGACCCAGAAAAACGGGCCAGACCGCGGCGAGGAAUUCUUACAAACAAGCGUGCAGCAUGAAGAGACUGUCCGCCAUCUACGCCCUCAGGAGUCUUCUCGUCAUUGGCUUUGGCAUAAGCUGUCUUAUACCUUCUCUGCAACUCCAGGUUGUCAGCUUCAUCCUCCAUGUGGCCAUCAGAGCGUCCAUGUUCCUCGUCAGCUCCACUCUCUAUCUCAGCGUGUUCCCCGGACAGCAUUUUGGAGCUCUGCUGGGAAUUAACACGUUCAUCUCUUCAAUCCUGUCCCUUGUCCAAUAUCCGAUCUUCCUGCUGCUCAUGGGGCCCCUGCGUGGGGACCCCUUCUGGAUUCACGGCACGUUCCUGGCUCUGUCUCUUGCUGCGGUCGCUCUGCCGAUCCACCGGAUGGUCACGUAUAAUCAGAGGCACCGCCGUCCACUCUCUCGCCCCAUACACCUCCACAAGGUAACCCCUCCAACCACAACCGAGGCCUGACCCAAAUGCACCACCAAUCACAGACGCCAUCUGGAAUUUUAAUUUUUUUUAUUUCCAUAAAUGAGGUGACAUGAUACCUUUAAAAAAAAAAAAAAAAAAAAAAAGUUACUAAAGCCCCGCCCACUGCCCCUGUGAACAUCCCUUCUGGUCCCGCGUCUCGUCACUUCUGGACCCUACGAAAAGUAAGUGGCACCUGAAGCUCCACCCACCGGCCUCUCUACUAUUGGACAGCACCGGAAUAGACUGAUCCACGCACGCACACCCCCAUUCCCUAACAUGGAACAGUCCAUAAGAAAAAAAUAAAAAUAUACAAAAUGACAC